Gymnodraco acuticeps is the source of this 7042-nucleotide messenger RNA. Its product is annotated as kelch domain-containing protein 8B-like. The record is from RefSeq and is a predicted model, not a curated record. Gene Ontology annotation, molecular function: protein binding. NCBI's taxonomy places the organism in Eukaryota, Metazoa, Chordata, Actinopteri, Perciformes, Bathydraconidae. The transcript is spliced from 6 exons. Bases 1249 to 2328 code for a protein of 359 amino acids.
AGCGCAUUCACACAUUCGAGAAAAAGCGGUGAUGCGUCUGCUGCUGUUGUCACCACAGGACAGUAGAGGGACAGCUGGCACUGUUUCUGGAGGAAUAAAUGCACUCGUGAGUGAGGAGACGAGAGGGAAGAGGGGGAGAAAUGUUGAGUCAGUGUGAGGCAGGAGCACGGAGGUAACUGUUGGUUCCGCUGGAUUUUGUCGCUGCACAGGAACAGGAGCGAGUUUUCUCCACGAAAUGCCGUGUCCAAACAUUUACGCGGAGCUGCUCCGGGGAGCUCCGACGCGCCGCUGACUGCUGCCUGCCCGACCAGCCUCCGGACACAAAGAUUUGGCCCCUCCGAGGGACCCUCAUCGCCUCCAAAGCUACCAGGAGGCAGCGAGGCACACAGUUCACAGCGCACUGUGCCUGACAGCAGCCAUAGAACAACGCUCGGGGGAUUUGGAAUCCUGCUUUAAAUAAGGGAAGAACAUCUUUCUUAAAAAGCAAGGAGCUCCUGCAGUCAUUACACUCCCGCAGAGUUUUCUUUUAAAGACUUUGGUUCAUCUAUUAUUUCUUCCACUGUAGACUCUAUCACCAAGAUAGAGUGCGUGUAGAACUGCAGGUGAAUCAUUUCAUUAACUCUUUGUCAUAAAGGCUUUCUCCUGGAUUAUCAGGGCACUAUUGAAGGUCAGCGUUCCUUAACUGUCAGACUCGAGUCUUUGAUCGGGUGCCACCGCCCCACUCGUUCGUUUAUCCCUUUUUCGACUCCUCAACUCUUGACUUUGAAGGGUUUUUGUGGGAUUAAGUUUUAUGCCCUUGGACACCCUCUUCAAGCAGCUAUUCCCCAGGAAUAUACUCAAGCCAAAACUUGAAAGAAGAUAGCCGCCCGGCAGGAUGCGGCGAAGGGAAGGAUAAGGCCGGAUAGAAAGGAAUAGAGGGAAGUGAAGGGCAGAUGGCUUCUCUGCGCCGAAAACACCAACAGCAGAAUGAAUAAAACAUUGGAAUAGAGAGGGUGUCGUGACAUCUGGCUGAGGAGUGAGUGAGAUACAUUCUCCCUUUUCUUUUCCCUAUUCUGCCCACUCCUAGUAUCCCUAGCAUCAUCAUUCCUUGUCAUCUAACCAUCUUUCACUUAACCUCUCUGGACACCCAGGCGCUCAAUCAAACAGACAGGAACAAGCUUAUUUCAACGUUUAGCGAGUUUCCCCCCCACACCUUCUCUCCCUGGUGCGGCGUGUGAUGGUGUGUCCCCUCCUCUCUUUCCUGGAGACAUGCCUGUGCAGGAGAUGGCGGUGAGUCCUGUCAAGUCGCUGUACUGGGAGCAGUUCCCCCCCAUGACGCAGCGCCGCGUCUACUGCACUCCCGUCUACCACGAAGGCCUUCUCUAUGUGCUGGGGGGCUGCAGCGAGACCGGCGCCCCCCUGGACAGCGUGGAAGUCCUGGAUGUAGAGAGUCAGACGUGGAGCCAGCUGCCCCCACUGCCCACUGCGAGGGCGGGGGCCUCGGCUGUGGCGCUGGGGGGCCAGGUGAUGGUGCUCGGGGGCAUGAACCAGCAGCAGACCCCUCUGCCGUCCGUGGAGAUGUACCACCCCGACGAGGGCAAGUGGGAGACCAAGGCCAGCCUGGGGCAGCCGUCCAUGGGGGUCACCACCGUGGAGAGAGAUGGAAAGGUGUACGCGUUGGGAGGAAUGGGAGCCGACACAACGCCACAGGCUCUGGUGAGGGUCUAUGAGGCGGAGAAGGACCAAUGGCAGCCCAUGACUUCCAUGCCCACGCCGCGGUACGGAGCCACGCCCUUCGUAAGAGGAAACAAAAUCUACAUGAUGGGUGGCCGUCAGGGGAAGAUGCCGGUGACGGCGCUGGAGGCCUUUGACCUGGAGAUGAAGAGUUGGACACGUUACCCCUGCAUCCCCAGCCGGAGGGCCUUUUCCUGCUGCGCCACCAAUGAGCGCAGUUUCUUCAGCCUGGGGGGCCUCCAGCAACCGGGGCCACACAACUUCUACUCUAGACCUCACUUUGUCAGUACCAUGGAGGAGUAUGAUCUGGAUCAGGGUAUCUGGAUCAAACCCAUCCGAACAUCCAGGAUGAGGGAGAAGAGGGCGGACUUUGUGGCAGGAUGCCUGGGAGGAAGGGUCAUCGCAGCUGGUGGUCUAGGUAAUGAGCCGUCACCGCUGGGCACAGUGGAGAGCUACAACCCUGUGAAGCGGCGCUGGGAGUAUGUGGCGCCAAUGCCGACCGCACGCUGCUCCUCCGCCCUCCUGCAGAUACCCAGCAUGAUGUUCGUCAUCGGCGGAGUCUCCCAGGGACCCAGUAAUGCAGUGGAAGCCCUCUGCUUACCGGAAACAGUGUGACACUAGCGCUCAUGCUAACACACGCAGGAAAACAUCAUUUGUAUUCAUGUGUGUGCAACAGAAACACAUCAAUUGGAUCCAAAACAUCGGGCUAAGAUACAUUUCUACCCUUAUGUCAAACUGAUGGAUUCCUCUCAUAGACUGGGAGGCAAGUUUUUGAUAUUUAACAAGCAUUUUGAGGCAGAUUGUGCUGGACGAUGAAUUCAAGAUGAAGGACGUUCAGGCCGGCUGCUAUAACUGCCAGGGACAGAAAACUGACAGCUUUUCUACAUUGGCUAAAAGCAGAGGAAGAACAAAAAGAAAAAGAAAAAAACCGACACACACAUAUGGUGUAUGGAGAAACAACACGCCUUUGAACUGUUAAGCAUUUUUCAGAAUUAAAGCAGGGUACUUUUCUGGAUAUUUAAGGAAGAUAGGGCCAUAUCUGUAUGUAUUUGCUCCCCUGCUGCUGCGACAGCCAGAUCGGACACUUUUCUAUGACUUCAGACACAACAGUUGUAUUUUAGAAGGUGGUGUUCUGUGAAAGUAAACGUAUUUUCUUUUUGUUGCAGUGUUUUAUAUGUGUGGAAGUUGGCACUGCUUGCAACAACAUCAACAACAGCGGCCCCUAGAUGCGUUCAGAUCGCCGUUUUUGAGAACCAGUGAUGCGUUGGCAGACUUUGACUACAGUCUUUGCGUUUCUUUUCUUUUCAAGUUUGCAGUUAAGCUGACUGUGGUUGAUAUUGUCAGCAUCUGGCUUUGCACCCCAUCUGUCCACCUCUGCUACAACAUGAGUAAUCAAUCCCAAUCCAUCAUCAAGGCUCAAACAGUCCUUCACACUGUAGCACAAGGAUGCAGCUGCACGUGAAGGGAAUGCAGAGUUAAACCUGCCGCACUGAAGCAUCCACACAGAUAAAUAAUAGCCUCAACAUCCAGACAUCUUAUAUUCCCCCUAAGUUUUAUGAUGGAUAGUGGUACGAUAGAUUAUUUUACUCAACUUGAUAUCAGCCACACAAUGAGGAAUCAUUUUGAAGAGCUGAUGAUACCUUGGCAACAUUUUUGAAGCAAUUUGUCAGAUUAGGUUUUAGCAAGCAGAAUAUUGAAAAAAAGGUCAAAAGUCUCAGGUCAUGGAUUUUUGUGAUUUUGGGUUAGGGUUCCCGGGAGUAUAGAACUGUUUUGGUCUGACCCUACUGUUGUGUUGGCCAUCAUGAUCAUAGUUCCCGCAUAUUUGCAUAACCAAUGUUGAUAGUUUCUAGGAUAGCCAACACAUUUAGGUUAAAAUGAUUCUGAAAGGUUUGAAGCUUUCUCAGGAAGCGACGUGUGAUUAAGAAAGACAUGGACACAUACCCAAAGAAACUUAUUCUGUACAGUCCCAUGUAUUUAAAAAAUCUUUCUGUCACAGAACAGCAGUAUAGUGCCAUCUCUCAAAAAUAAUCUAAUCAGAUUUUUGAAAGUAGCCACUUCUAGACUAAUCCCUUUUCAGGACACGGUUUCGACAUUCAUGUUAAGGAAAUGUAGGAAUAUGUAUCAUGUUAUAGCUAAAUUAGUGAUCAUGAUAUUGCAGAAAAGUACAUGUUUUUACAACAAGAACUAUUUCUUGUUGAUGCGAUAACUUUGUUGUAAUGUCUUGAAAAUAUGUAGUUAUAUCGUGAUUAUCAUCUUGUUAGGGUUGGGGUUAAACAUGAUACAGGUCAGUUUUAUUUUUUCUGACAUGGCAGCAAUAUGCUUCUUUAACCUACAAAUGAAUGGCAAAUAAGUAUGUUGUGGGACUGCUUGGAGAAGUCUCUUUGGUUGUGUUAACACAUGAUGUGCCAUAACUGGGUUGACAUUGGAAUCCACUGUAACUGCUGUGAAUCGAAGUUGACUACAGCUGCUACAAACCUUUCGGAGCCCCAGUCCAACAGUGAGUGAGCAACUGAUCCCCAAAAGACAGACUUUUGUGAGGAAUUCUGUUUGUUUGGGCUGAGGCGAGGAUCUGUGGACAACAGUUAGAGAUGAAAGAUAAUGGUGGGAGCUGCAGUGCAGUAUUCUUUCUGAACGAUUCAGUGAGUUGUGGACAGCAGACGCGGUGGGGCGGGAAACAAAGGAAUUACCCAGUGGACUGUGUUACCUUGUGGCAAGCAGCCUCUGUUUGUCUUUCUUAUGCUGCCAUACAAUAGCAUUAUCCAAUUUCACUUGAAGAGACACUGUUCAGUUCCUCCAUUCAGAACGUUAGGGUUAGGCUUAGCAUUUAGUCCAAGAAUCACAGACUUUCAAUCAAAUAUUUUUCUUGGCACAUUAUAAUGUAAAACUUGAAGUAAAUGGCCCUAAGACUUAGUAAAGGUUCCAUUUCAACCAAAGUGUUUGAAGCACUUGGUUGUUUUUGUUAAUAGUUGUAUCAUUGGGCAAUGGUUUUACCAGCUUCAUUGCCCUUUUACUCCUUAUUGCUGACUGGAAAUUAUUUUUGUCAUGUAUAUAUUUAUUUGCCCAUUUAUUUGAUGACCUAGUGAUUAAAGGUAGGGUGUGCUUCAACAUGAUUUAUGAUAGUUACAUUUAAUAAUAAUAAUAAUAAUAGAUUUAAUUUGUUAGCGCUUUUACAGGUGCUCAAAGACGCUUCACAGAUAUAGUGAAGGGAAAAUAAAAGGAAGGAACAACAAAUAAAUAUAUAGUUAAAGUUAAAGUCAAAUAAUACAAAAACAAUCACACAUUAAAAGCCAGAUUGAAGAGGUGAGUUUUUGUGAGUUUUUUGAAGGUGGUGAGGUCAGAGGUCAUUUAUAAUAAGAAAGAUAAAACAAAACGAAAACCGCAUUGGAUAGAGAGAUAGGACUGGACAAUGGUCUAUGUUGCCACUCUAACACACACACACUAAGCUCCGGUACAGUACAGUCCUGCAGCAAAAUUGCAGGGUCCAUCAUUUAAAGAUGACAUUCGUUGGCUUAAUCCAAACCAUUUAAAAUGACUGAAUGAAUGUCACAGAUGCGUGAGAUUCCAUGAAUCCCCAGAAGGGACAUAUGGAGGAAAAACAGUUGAAGGUUUAAAAAUAAUACACAUAGUUUCUCACACACAAAUAUGUUUGUGGUGCACACCCUGGCAGAACUUGUUACAGGAGUCAGACAUGUAAUACUGUGGAGAGCGCUGGAGCUGCCGGAGCUCAGAUGAGAUGCCAGUUGACAGUUGGUUAUUUCUGGUGGGGCAUUGUUUGUAUUUAGUGUGUGAGGUAGAAUCCACUCACAUAUGCCAGGCACAUACCUGCAAGCCUGAGUGCAAGACUGCUGUCACCUUCUCCCACGGUUCCUUUUGGCAACACUCAUAAAAGCUUGGAGAACACAAAGAUAAUUGUGUCUGUAAACAGCUCUGCUGGUUGGGAGCUGUGGCCCCCUUCCAACCAUGAGCCUACUUGAAUUAGCUGCAACUUUGCUAGAGUAUGUGUGAGAGGAUCAUUUUAUUUGUUGUCCUGGAUGGGUCUCAUGCAAUUUAUUUGCAUAUAAAUUGCUCAUGAAGAGUGUAUUUCUAAAAAGUUAUACAAAAAGAAGGAUUUGGCUUUGUUUUUACGGGAUUUUUUCAUUGCCUUAAUGGAGCCACAGAGGAAUUUAUUAUAUUUUUGAAUAUUAAAAGGAGAAAAUUAACAAGGCUGAGUUGAAGCAACAAGGUUGUUAGCUUAUAGUUCCUUUUUCACAAACAAUACAGAGCCGGACAACUUUCUUUUGCAGUAGUGUUUCUGUUCCCCUGAAGAAUGUAAGGCUACUAUCUCCUUUAACUCUUUGAUUUCCACUCGAUCCUGAGGGGACUAUCUUGCUUUUUAGCUGCUAAAUGCUCACUGUGUCUAUCUAUGAAACAACAUGAGAGAGAGAGUGAAUGCUGUAAGACUCAAAUGUGCUCUGUAGAGCUGAGGAGGACUGCAGAGUUUGGUGAAAAAACAUUUUUAAGUGCUAUUUUGAUCUCUUUUUAUCAAAACCAUGUUAGUUGAUUUGUAUUGCCCGUUGCUCUAAGCUGAAAACACAACAUCUGACAUAUAAUAAUUUCAUGUGUGCAGCUGUGCUUCUGUGUCGACAUUGUAUUUGUGUGAUUGUGACCGUAUGUGAGGGCUUUGUUUUCAUGCGUGUGCGUGGGUGCACAUUCUUGUCACCCAGCCACACUCACCAUCUAUUAUUGUGCGAGCUGUCUGGAGGAUGUGAAAUGUCUCCUUCCCAGUCCUUCUGUUUCUCUGGCUCUUCUAAACAGUUUACAUGCCACACUGCAGUCCCCGAGGAAUUCUGGAACAGUGCCAGAGUGAGCUCUCUCUGUGGGUGUCUGUUUUUACUUUUCCCUCUCUGACCCUGUCAGAUUGUUUUCCAGAGAAGAUGCUUCAUAAAUGUUCAAGUUCUCUUUCAAUAGAGAAGAUGUCUCAUGAAUCAGAUUUUCUGGGUACUAAUGUGACAUGUGCUGUUUUACCCAUUUGGAGUGAAAUAUCUCUUCAAAUUCAGAUAGAACGUUUUGGAACAAAAGAGAAUAUGCUUCAGUACAGGCUGUACCUUGAGCCAGUAGCAAAUGAUGCACAGGCAUAAGGAAAUGCACUCUUACAUGUAGGGUGACCAGGUGUCGUACACAGCAUUUUUAUAAUUGGUCCCGCAAAAUUAGGAGAUGUCCUGCGUUUGAUUGACAGUUGCCCUUUUUAAUACUCUUUUACUUCUAAUACUACAUCUAAGGCUUUUAUCCCAACCCAGUCUCAUGGCAUUUCGUGUUCACCAACACGAUUUUUAAUCUAUUGAUUGGUGUU